AUGUUUUGCCUGACCUCAGAUUUGCAGGGUUCCACACGUUUCCAGGAAGAAUAUGGAGAUCUCAAGUCAAUGAUGGAAGAUUUGAGAACAAAUUCAUCAAUGAGAAUAUUAAACCUGAAAAAACAUUUGUGUCUGAAAGGUGAAGAACACAACAUGCAGACGGACCCAAGGUGCAUGUUGUGUCCCUCCACCUGGCAUUUGAUUGGUGUUACCUGCUACUACAUUUCAAGAGGCCUUAAGUCUUGGCAUGAAAGUAAGCGGUUUUGUGAUUCAAGGAAUUCCACUCUUCUUAUCAUAAAUGAGGACAAAAUAUUGAAAACUCUUCCAAAAAAUGGACUCGACACAUAUAGUUGGAUUGGAAUACAUAAGGAUAAAGGUGGCCAGUGGAUCUGGGCCAAUGGAACACAUAUUGCACAACUACCCAAAGGGCUUAAGGUCUGGAACAUUGAAAACACAGAAGAAUGUGCCUAUCUCUAUGGCAAUGGGGCCAUGUACGUUCAAACAUGUGAUAAAAAAUAUCAGUGGAUAUGUGAAAAGGCAGGCAUUGAACUGGCCUAAGAAGGAGAAGUCACAUCUGCAAGCAUAGUGUUCCCUUAUUCACGUGUUAUUGCUGAUUAAUAACAGUAAGGAAGGGCCCACUGAACUUGCAUCUAUUUGGACAAUGUAUUUGUUGUCACUUAACAGCUUGAUGGUCUGCCUGCUUGUUCGGAAGUCUAAUACUCUUUGUUUGGCAAGGCUUAGUCCAAGAAAAAUGAGCAGUACUGAAGUCAAAAUUGUACUGCUGAUCUUUAAUGUUGGAUAUCACUUUGAGGGCCUUGGGGCAUAGAAGCCCCCUGUAAAUAGUAUACAUGCACAAAUAAUAAGACUCCA
This is a messenger RNA of Sceloporus undulatus (fence lizard), 870 nucleotides long. RefSeq names its product C-type lectin domain family 10 member A-like. NCBI's taxonomy places the organism in Eukaryota, Metazoa, Chordata, Lepidosauria, Squamata, Phrynosomatidae. The transcript is spliced from 4 exons. The coding region runs from base 1 to 558 and encodes 185 amino acids. The record is from RefSeq and is a predicted model, not a curated record.